Caenorhabditis auriculariae is the source of this 1132-nucleotide messenger RNA. NCBI's taxonomy places the organism in Eukaryota, Metazoa, Nematoda, Chromadorea, Rhabditida, Rhabditidae. The record is from the annotation of a GenBank genome assembly.
AUGAACCAAGCCUUCAAAAAACCAUGGAGAUCUGCGUCAUCUAUUAUAUUGCGUUAGUUUUGAGAAAAAAAAGAAGAAGCUUUUGAUUUUUUGACAGUUUCAAAGAAGACUAACCGAAUAUUGAUGAUGAAACGAGGUUCGACGGCAAAAUUCAUGCCAAACGCUCUCGUUUUUCCUGGGGGUGUCGUAGACAAAAGCGACCAACUUUCUGGUACUCCCGAGCGGACUUGCGCCUUGCGGGUUCGUUGAGCAGACCCCUGCCAACACCUGCAUCUCUGCUUUCAGGAACUCUUCGAGGAGACGGGCAUUCUGUUCAAAGCCUCCGGAAAGUUUGAGAGCGCCGAAAAGAAUGAAGAGCUUUCGAAUUUACAGGACAAGACUUGUUCAGCUCCACAUUUUUUUGAAAAAGUUAAGUGAUUGGGUCAAAACUAGUCUAAGAAGAUAAUUUAGGCUGGCGCCAACGGCCAAGAAGAUAUGAUUCACUGGAACACCUGGCUCACACCUACACAUCAUUCUCAGCGCUUCUUGACCUCAUUUUUUCUCGCUCUCGUUGACGGUACUUUAUCGGAAAUUAUCGAAAAUCUGGUUCAGAUGAACCGAAGGUGCGAAUGUGCACUGCUGAGAUGUCAGAAUAUCGUUGGGUGGCUCCUGAGGAACCUCUUCGGCUAGCUGCCAGUUCUAAAAUAUCUUUACCUCCUCCUCAAGUCUACGAAUUGACCAGAAUCGCACAGGUUUAUUAUUAUUUUUUGACACGAAUAAUACGAUUUUUUUUUUCGAUAUCGCCGUUAGAUGCAGCGAAAUAUGCAAAUGACAAACAUGUAAUUUGUCCUCAGGAUAUAAAAUGGAAAGGAGAGGAGAAAAUUUCGAACGUACUGCCUGGUGACCAUUUAUACAUAGGUUAAGAUAAUGAUUUAUCAAAAGUUUCAUUGAAGGACUUGUAGAAGAAGACUGUUAUCAUCAGGCGAGUCGAACCUUGGAGCCGCAGGAGCUCCAAGUCCAAGCCGAAAAAUCGACUCACCGCAUUGAGUUCAAAACUAAGCCGCUCUGGUCGGACUGCAAAGUUUACCAGCACAAGUUGCCCACAAAAUACGACUUCCACUCGUUUGACUCGCAUUCCAGCCAAAAAGUUUAA